AAUACAAUUUGUAUUAUUCAUAAAUGUUCAGACAUUUUAUUAUAUAUUUAUUUUAAUAAAUACUGUGAAAUAAAAAAGAAAUUAAAAAUGAGUGACAAAUCAUUUCCAAUAUAUGAUACUUACGCUAAUAGUCUUGUGAUAUCAAAAGACUUAAUUGAAGAGUUAAGACAAAAAAUUGUCGAAAGAGUUGACAAAACACCUGAUCUAUACUAUAGUGAAGACAUUAAGAGAUUAAGAAGUAAUGAUUGGUUUGUUCGUCGCUUUCUUUAUGAACCAAAGUCUAAAACCGAUGUCAACAAAGCUUUGGAUGCGUUGGAUAAGUCGUUGAAGUGGAGGAAGUCAUUUGGUGUCCGAGACAUUAACAAUACUGAUUUUGCACGUGAAGCCUAUCUCAGUGCCGGUGCCUUUAUUUAUGGCACCGAUCUUAACGGAUCACCAAUACUUAUAAUGAGAGCCAAAGUGGUGCGAAAGAUCAAGUCGUGGGUAAAAAAUGCCUACCAGUUCUUAGUCUUAUUGUUUGAAACCAUCGACACUAACUACGAGGGAAAAGGUUUAACAAUACUAAUGGAUUGCAGAGAUGCCGGUAUUAUGAACGCAGAUAUGGAUGCACUAAAAUUUUUGCAUACAGUCCUAAAUGACUAUUAUCCGGGACUGGUGUCUUCGGCACUGGUAUUCAAGUUGCCGACCGUUUUGGAGGCUAUCUUUAAGAUUUGCCGUUCGUGGCUUAACGACGAACAGUCCAAAUAUAUGUAUACUAUCGGCAAAAAGACUAUCAAUCAAUACGUUUCUGUCGAUCAAUUACCUGAUAUACUGUUGGGAACUAACCCAUUACCCUAUCGUAACCCUCCAGACAAUGCUCCCGGUGCUCAUGAAUUGGCCGAACGUCUAUCAAUUAAACCAGAAAAAGCUGACAAACUGGUCAAACAUUUAGAAAAGUUUUACGAAAAAUAAUUAUCCAAUCAAAUGAUGUAAAUCUAAAAUUAUAUAAAUAUUUUUGACACUCGAAUCUCA
Messenger RNA from Oppia nitens, 1011 nucleotides. RefSeq names its product motile sperm domain-containing protein 2-like. The transcript has 2 exons. NCBI's taxonomy places the organism in Eukaryota, Metazoa, Arthropoda, Arachnida, Sarcoptiformes, Oppiidae. The coding region runs from base 88 to 951 and encodes 287 amino acids. The record is from RefSeq and is a predicted model, not a curated record.